GCUAUAUUCUCUCUUCUAGUUUUCUAAAUUUUUAAGCCUAUAAUUAAACACUUCCAAAACUUGGAUUGCUGUUUCACAGUUAGUGUUGUAUUGCAUUGGGUGGCCUUUGACUCCUCCGACUUAUUAUAUCCUUCACUCCCUAUCUUUAUAUAACAUCCAACCCCCACUCUCCUUUCUCCUAGCCUCUCUCUUUGCUCCUUCACCAUCAUGGAAGCACCAGAGGAACUCAAAGAUCACACCAACAUUCUCAAAGGCAAAAGAACCAAAAGGGUAAGGCCACAAUCCCCUAUCCCCUUCUCCAUCACCGCCAAUUCCUCUACAGGAGGAGAUGGUGAUAGAGAAGAAGAAGAAGAAGAUUGCAACAACAACAAUCUUCGUAUUAAUAACAACAACAAUAACAACAACAACAAUAGUCAGAGCUCCCCCACAACUUCCUCGGCGGGGUUACAGGACAGCACAGAUGAAGAGGAGGAUAUGGCGAAUUGCCUUAUCCUCCUAGCACAAGGGCAGUCCCGGGAACCGCAGCGUCUGCCCGCCGAGGAAGACGGGGGCAUGAGCUACGCCAAGUACAGCAGUAGGAAAUUCUUGGAAGCGGCUACGUUGGGGUCUAGCAGGGCAGGGUACUAUGUUUAUGAAUGCAAGACAUGCAACAGAACUUUCCCUUCGUUUCAAGCACUUGGAGGCCACAGGGCUAGUCACAAGAAGCCUAAGGCAAUGAUGGGAAUUGGCCAAGAGAAGAAGCACCAACUCCUUUUGUCAUCAGAUGAGGAAGAGUUUCAAUUCAAGACCAACAAGUCACCGUUCUCCCUUCAGCUCAAUAACAACAAUUCAAAGGGGAAUUUGUAUACAAGCAACAACAACAAGUCCAAGGUGCACGAGUGCUCCAUCUGUGGUGCUGAAUUCACAUCAGGACAGGCACUUGGAGGUCACAUGAGACGCCACCGUGCACCGGUCGGAACCGCCAUCCCUGCCGCCGCCACCACUCUCUCCUUCACCCCAUUGCCUUUGGAACCGGAAGAAGAUCACCCCAGGAAGAAAAGGAAUGUCUUGAAUUUGGAUUUGGAUCUCAACCUUCCUGCUCCAGAAGAUGAUCAAAGAGAAUCCAAGUUUGCCUUCGCAUCCAAGCAACAACAACAACAUGGCCAGAAACAACAACAACAACAACAACAACAAACAAGUCUUGUCUUCCCCGCACCAGCUUUGGUGGAUUGUCAUUAUUAACAAGGUUCUAGCAUGAUAUUUCACAAGAUGAUGGCGAAAGUGAAACUGGGUUAAUGUGCAAUUUUGGCCAUACUUCUGUUGUUGUCUGAUUAUUUUUUUUAAAAUUUUUUUGAUCUAUACAUUUGUUAUGAUAAUUUUCAUGACAUGAUUCUUUUGAUUCUUUGUCAACUUGAUCGAGCCUGAGGCAUGGGUGAGGUCAGUUGUUUAUUGGAGAAAGUUUAAAUUUGUUCUGUGAAAAGACCCCUACAACUCAUGGAUAGCGCAUGUUGGGUAUCUUUUUUCACUUGCUUUUGAUUGGUGUUUGGCUCUUUUUCCAUGCCAGAGAAUGUGAUGUAUUAUGACUGCAGAGAGGGUGUUGGUACUAUGCAAAAAGUCUUUGUUUAAGUUUCAUUGUUUUGUCCACAAGAAAACAUGUCUUCUCUCUCUCUCUCUGUGUGAGUGUGUUCCCCCCAUAUUGGUCAUGGAAAUAGAAUAAAAGUAGGGACAGCCAGUAAGUAACUGCUAUUUCCACAUGAAUCCUCAAGGUGUCCUUUUUCCCCUUUACCAAUAUGUUGUCAUUAAAAAAUUAUGCUAAUGUUCAGCUAAUUUUGUUUUUUUCUUUGCUUGUUCUCUUUCUGUGCUAGUUAAUUGCCUACUCAUUACACCUAAGCAACCUCAUGCUUCAUCAUCCAUCAAUUUCUCAUCCCAAUCCUCUAAAUUGGCUUAGCUACACCUAAUAAUAAGUACCAAAAUUACAGCAGAUCAAAUCCACAAUCCAGGCUCUGUUAAGUUAUUGAACACAUUAAUAAACCAUACGAAAAUUUGAAUUUCUUUACUUUUUGAUGAAGCAGAAAGAGGCGUUGAAGAAAAAUGAGUUACUCCAUAAAUAUAGGU
Cajanus cajan (pigeon pea) is the source of this 2094-nucleotide messenger RNA. RefSeq names its product C2H2-type zinc finger family protein. The record is from RefSeq and is a predicted model, not a curated record. Lineage: Eukaryota; Viridiplantae; Streptophyta; Magnoliopsida; Fabales; Fabaceae.